UCAGAUGAAGAUGUCUGCGUGUUCAAGUGCUCUGUGUCCCGCGAGACCGAGUGCAGUUUUUUUUUCAUCAUCACCCUGGGCUGCAACAGUGUCCUCCUGCAGUUUGGGACCCCCAAUGACUUCUGCUCCUUUUACAACAUCCUGAAGAACUGCCGCGGCCACAACACAGAACGUUCGGUUUUCAGCGAGCGCACGGAGGAGUCCUCAGCCGUGCAGUACUUCCAGUUCUACGGGUACCUGUCCCAGCAGCAGAACAUGAUGCAGGACUACGUGCGGACAGGCACGUACCAGCGUGCCAUCCUGCAGAACCACAGCGACUUCAAGGACAAGAUCGUCCUGGAUGUCGGCUGCGGCUCCGGCAUCCUCUCGUUCUUCGCGGCGCAGGCCGGAGCGCGCAAGAUCUACGCGGUGGAAGCCAGCACCAUGGCCCAGCACGCCGAGGUGCUGGUGAAGAGCAACAACCUGACUGAGAGGAUCGUGGUGAUCCCGGGGAAGGUGGAGGAGGUGUCGCUGCCAGAGCAGGUGGACAUCAUCAUCUCGGAGCCCAUGGGCUACAUGCUCUUCAACGAGCGCAUGCUCGAGAGCUACCUGCAUGCCAAGAAGUACCUGAAGCCCAGUGGGAACAUGUUCCCCACGAUCGGGGAUGUGCACUUGGCACCGUUCACGGACGAGCAGCUCUACAUGGAGCAGUUCACCAAGGCUAACUUCUGGUACCAGCCGUCCUUCCACGGCGUCGACCUUUCCGCGCUCCGCGGGGCAGCCGUGGACGAGUACUUCAGGCAGCCUGUGGUGGACACCUUUGAUAUCCGGAUCUUAAUGGCCAAAUCCGUCAAAUACACCGUGAACUUCUUGGAAGCCAAGGAGGGUGACUUGCACAGGAUAGAAAUACCCUUCAAAUUCCACAUGCUGCACUCAGGGCUGGUGCAUGGCUUGGCCUUCUGGUUCGACGUGGCCUUCAUUGGCUCCAUCCCCACGGAGCCGCUGACUCACUGGUACCAGGUCCGGUGCCUGUUCCAGUCUCCGCUCUUUGCCAAAGCCGGGGACACGCUCUCAGGGACUUGCCUCCUCAUCGCCAACAAGAG
This is a messenger RNA of Acanthisitta chloris (rifleman), 1082 nucleotides long. Its product is annotated as histone-arginine methyltransferase CARM1-like. Gene Ontology annotation, molecular function: protein-arginine N-methyltransferase activity. The record is from RefSeq and is a predicted model, not a curated record. NCBI's taxonomy places the organism in Eukaryota, Metazoa, Chordata, Aves, Passeriformes, Acanthisittidae. Gene Ontology annotation, biological process: peptidyl-arginine methylation.